GCUGGCUGGAGAGUAAUGUUACAGAGCGGAGAGAGUGAGGAGGCUGCGUCUGGCUCCCGCUCUCACAGCCAUUGCAGUACAUUGAGCUCCAUAGAGACAGCGCCGGGGCAAGCGAGAGCCGGACGGGCACUGGGCGACUCUGUGCCUCGCGGAGGAAAAUCAACUAAACAUGGGCAAAGGAGAUCCUAAGAAGCCGAGAGGCAAAAUGUCCUCAUAUGCAUUCUUUGUGCAAACCUGCCGGGAGGAGCACAAGAAGAAGCACCCGGAUGCUUCUGUCAACUUCUCAGAGUUCUCCAAGAAGUGCUCAGAGAGGUGGAAGACCAUGUCUGCUAAAGAAAAGGGGAAAUUUGAAGAUAUGGCAAAGGCUGACAAGGCUCGUUAUGAAAGAGAAAUGAAAACCUACAUCCCCCCCAAAGGGGAGACCAAAAAGAAGUUCAAGGACCCCAAUGCCCCCAAGAGGCCUCCUUCGGCCUUCUUCUUGUUCUGUUCUGAGUACCGCCCAAAAAUCAAAGGCGAGCAUCCUGGCUUAUCCAUUGGUGAUGUUGCGAAGAAACUAGGAGAGAUGUGGAACAACACUGCUGCGGAUGACAAGCAGCCCUAUGAAAAGAAGGCCGCCAAGCUGAAGGAGAAGUAUGAGAAGGAUAUUGCUGCCUACAGAGCUAAAGGAAAACCUGAUGCAGCGAAAAAGGGGGUGGUCAAGGCUGAGAAGAGCAAGAAAAAGAAGGAAGAGGAAGACGACGAGGAGGAUGAAGAGGAUGAGGAAGAGGAGGAAGAGGAGGAAGACGAAGAUGAAGAAGAAGAUGAUGAUGAUGAAUAAGUUGGUUCUAGCGCAGUUUUUUUUUCUUGUCUAUAAAGCAUUUAACCCCCCUGUACACAACUCACUCCUUUUAAAGAAAAAAAUUGAAAUGUAAGGCUGUGUAAGAUUUGUUUUUAAACUGUACAGUGUCUUUUUUUGUAUAGUUAACACACUACCGAAUGUGUCUUUAGCUAGCCCUGUCCUGGUGGUAUUUUCAAUAGCCACUAACCUUGCCUGGUACAGUCUGGGGGUUGUAAAUUGGCAUGGAAAUUAAAGCAGGUUCUUGUUGGUGCACAGCACAAAUUAGUUAUAUAUGGGGACAGUAGUUUGGUUUUUGGUUUCUUUUUUUUUUUUUUUUUUGUUUUUGUUUUUUUUCCUUUUGUUUUUUUUUUCCAUCUUCAGUUGUCUCUGAUGCAGCUUAUACGAAGGUAAUUGUUGUUCUGUUAACUGAAUACCACUCUGUAAUUGCAAAAAAAUGGCGGCUGUUUUGUUGACAUUCUGAAUGCUUCUAAGUAAAUACAAUUUUUUUUAUUAGUACUGUUGUCCUUUUCAUAGGUCUGAAAGUUUUCUUCUCAAGGGGAAGCUAGUCUUUUGCUUUUGCCCAUUUUGGGUCACAUGGAUUAUUAGUGUGUAUCUUCAUAUAGUUGGAAAAAUCUUUUGUCCACACACCCUGCAUAUUGUGGUAGGGGUAACAUUUUCAUCUACAGUUGAAGAAUUCUCCAAAAUUGUGAUCAGUUGGAUAAGAGAUACUCUACUUAGCAAAGCAAGGAGUGAUCAAUUCUGUCACACCAUGGGAUUAUUAGAUCAAACAGUCUGAAAGUCUGUCCUUGAAGGACUAAUAGAAAAGUAUGUUCUGCUCCUUACCUGAGGACUCCUUUAACUGCCAUUACUGUGUAAUGACAGUUAUAUUUUGCAGUUUCCCCUACUAAAGACCUGAGAAUGUAUCCCCAAAAGCGUGAGCUUAAAAUACAAGAUUGCUGUACUAUUUGUUGACCUUAGUCCCAGCGAAGGCUAUCAUGAGAAGCUGGCUGUAAUGCCUUUGCCCUUCUAUCUAAAUACGGAUUGCUCAGGAAACUUGACUGUUUAAAGGUAUAUUUAAUUAGUUGAGCCAGCUUUUAAAAUUAUGCCACAUUUAAAAUGAAGGGUAUAUUUUCCUAUAUUGUGGUUUGUCCCUUUAUAAAUCAGAUACAAGGAAAGCGGAUAAACUUUGCAUAUUAGUACCAGUUGUCCAAGCCAUUUGCUUUUUCUUUAUAAAGCCCGAACUCAUUCAUUAAUCAUGUUUAAUCUGCUUAGUUUAGGGAACAAUUUGGCAAUUUUGUGGGUUUUCUUUUUUUCUUUUUCUUUUUUUUUUUUUUUUUGAGAUUAUCAUUCUCUUAAAGUGCCAGUGUUUUAAAAUAGCGUUCUUGUAAUUUUCCGCGCUUUUGUGAUGGAGUGCUGUUAUAUCAUUUUGACUUGGGUUCUUUACAGUUGCCUUUGUUCUGUAAUUUGAGGAGGAAUACUGAACAUGAGUCCUGGAUGAUACUAAUAAACUAAUAAUUGCAGAGGUUUUAAAUAUUAGUUAAAUGACUUUCACUGAAGAAUAAGCUUUUUGUCACACUUUAUAGUAGUGCCUUAGAGUAAACAACUUAAAGGCUUUUCCCCAUUAACAACACUUGGUGCUGGGCCCAGUGAGGGAGAGAGUGGGUAAAAAGUGGGUAGAAAGGUGGAAGGAGGGGACCAGCUUCCAAAAUGGUUUGACCACACAAUCCCUACAUUUGUGUACACACAAUACAUUUAAAAAUAUGAGGAGCCAAGAUCAGAAGGUUAAGGUUAAUUUAAAACUUGGCACAGUAAGUGAGAAGUGAGGUUGGUCUCAGAUUGCACAUCAGUUCUCUUAAGCCCUGGGAGGACCUCGGCAGGCUGUAGUGUUCCUGAUUACCAACUUAGGAACAAGUGACUGACUUGGACUGUUGCUUUAGAACUACCAUUGUGGACAUCUGUUGUUAGUAAGUGAUCCAUUUAAAAGUGAACUCUGCCUCCAGGAAACGGCUUUGUAACUCUAGUGGGUGUGUCGUGACAGCUACCCUUCUAAAGAUGUUAAGAGUGGGAACGGUUUGCCUUGCUUAACCAACUUUAGAUGUUCAAGAAAUGGAACAAAAAAAAAAAAACCCUCUUAAAUUAGAGAAGUUCUGUUCAGCAUCUAAGCAGUAUCCUCUGGAACUAACUCUGUGGAUUGACUCUUAAAUUUGAAAUUUACAGGUUUUGGUGUUAGGUUCAUAAGGGUCUUGUAGCCCAGGCUUUCCUGAAGCUCACUACGUAGUAGGUUGGAUCCUGCCUCUGUCAAGUGCUGUGAUUAUUGGUAUGUGUCACCAUGCUUGCUAGUAUUUCUGUUUUAAAAGUGACACUUGCGGGGCUGGGGAUUUAGCUCAGUGGUAGAGCGCUUACCUAGGAAGCGCAAGGCCCUGGGUUCGGUCCCCAGCUCCGAAAAGAACCCCCCCCCAAAAAAAAAGUGACACUUGCCACUAUUUCUGAUAAUCAUUUCUUACCCCCUAGAUGUAUGCCUGAAUGUCCAUCCACAGAAGAAGUGAGAAAGUUACUGUCUUCCCCACCCCUAACAUUUCAUUUCCUAACUUGUGAAUUAAAGAAAGAACUUGGCUGGCCUCAAA
Molecule: messenger RNA, 3441 nt
Organism: Rattus norvegicus (Norway rat)
Lineage: Eukaryota; Metazoa; Chordata; Mammalia; Rodentia; Muridae
Gene: Hmgb1
Product: high mobility group box 1
Biological process (GO): positive regulation of interleukin-6 production; positive regulation of chemokine production; cell population proliferation
Cellular component (GO): plasma membrane; endosome; chromosome
Molecular function (GO): DNA binding; cytokine activity
Source: RefSeq, marked validated